Molecule: messenger RNA, 1289 nt
Organism: Antrostomus carolinensis (chuck-will's-widow)
Lineage: Eukaryota; Metazoa; Chordata; Aves; Caprimulgiformes; Caprimulgidae
Gene: EIF2S2
Product: eukaryotic translation initiation factor 2 subunit beta
Exons: 8
Coding region: 1-990 (329 amino acids)
Biological process (GO): formation of translation preinitiation complex; translational initiation
Cellular component (GO): eukaryotic translation initiation factor 2 complex
Molecular function (GO): mRNA binding; translation initiation factor activity; translation initiation factor binding
Source: RefSeq, a predicted model, not a curated record
AUGAUUUUCGAUCCCACUAUGAGCAAGAAGAAGAAGAAAAAGAAGAAGCCCUUUAUGUUGGAUGAGGAAGGAGGGGAUACACAAGCAGAAGAGACUCAGCAAUCGGAAACAAAAGAAGUAGAACCAGAGCCAACAGAAGACAAAGAUGUUGAAGCAGACGAAGAAGACAGCAGGAAGAAAGAUGCAACAGAUGACCUGGAUGAUUUAAACUUUUUCAAUCAAAAGAAAAAGAAGAAAAAAACAAAAAAGAUAUUUGAUAUAGAUGAAGCAGAAGAAGGUGUAAAGGAGUUGAAAAUAGAAGGAGAUGUGCCAGAGGCAGUAGAACCUGAAGAUGACCUUGAUAUCAUGCUGGGCAAUAAAAAGAAGAAAAAGAAGAAUGUGAAGUUUCCAGAUGAAGAUGAGAUAAUGGAGAAGGAUGAAGCUUUUGAGGAUGAAGAUAGCAAAAAAGAUGAUGGCAUUUCUUUUAGCCUUCAGUCAGGUCCUGCGUGGGCAGGCUCAGAAAGGGACUACACGUAUGAUGAGUUGCUCAACAGGGUAUUUAACAUCAUGCGGGAAAAAAACCCAGAUAUGGUCGCUGGAGAAAAACGAAAAUUUGUCAUGAAGCCUCCGCAGGUUGUAAGAGUAGGGACCAAGAAAACAUCUUUUGUCAACUUUACAGAUAUCUGCAAAUUAUUACAUCGUCAGCCAAAACAUCUCCUGGCAUUUUUGUUGGCAGAAUUGGGUACAAGUGGCUCAAUAGAUGGUAACAACCAACUUGUAAUCAAAGGAAGAUUCCAGCAAAAACAGAUAGAAAAUGUCUUGAGAAGAUAUAUUAAGGAGUAUGUCACCUGUCAUACGUGUCGGUCACCAGACACAAUCCUACAGAAGGACACCAGAUUAUAUUUCUUGCAGUGUGAGACCUGCCACUCUCGCUGCUCCGUCGCCAGCAUCAAAACUGGUUUCCAGGCUGUCACAGGCAAGAGAGCACAGCUCCGUGCCAAAGCUAACUAGUUUGCUAAUCAACACUGGAUUUUGCAAAGUGUUCUGGGGAGAUAUGACUGGACAGGUUUACAAUCGGAGUGGAUUUACCAUUGUAUUAAAACAAGAUUGUAAAAAACUACCAGAAAUUUGGCUUUUGAUUGAUUGGUCUGUGAAAUCCUUGCAAGAUGCAGAUCCUCAAGCUGUUCACAUACGUUUGCUCAUUGAAUAUAUUUUACCAACUUUAAGGAACGUGAUAGGAAAGGAGGUGCUUUUUAAUUCAUUCAGACUUCUGUAAAACCCAAGAUAAAUUAAAGAUACUAUAACAGUGA